AAACAGUCUGUGGGAUACUCUGGCAACAUAGCUUUUUGCUCACUAGGCAAACUCCAAGAUAUCAAAUAAGAAAAUAAAUUGAAUAUAUAAUGGUAGCAGAAGUAUUUAUAUGUAGAGAAUGGCAUCUAUCUUAUUUUUGUUGUUAAGAAAAUGCCUUAAGCAAUUAUCAUAAGCAUUAUAUUCGACAUAGUUGACAACUAAUAUAGUUUGAGCUUUCCGCUUGUCCGGUAUUGAUAGGACUGAAAUUAUGGAUGGUAGUGCUGGUAGUGCAGGUAUCAUUAAUAAUACUAUUUCAGGACGUUAUAUGUCUGGCGAUACAGAAUGGGAAGCGAGGGAGUCUCAGCGUCAGCGAGAGCUGGAAGAGGCACGCGCCCGAGCAGCCCAAAUGGAGAAGACAAUGAAGUGGUGGUCCGAUUGUACUGCCAACUGGCGGGAAAAAUGGAGUAAGGUGCGUAACGAACGAAAUAAGGCUCGAGAGGAAGCUAAACAGCUUAGAGCUAACUUAGAAAUGGCAAUGAAAGAAGCAAAUUCCUAUAAACGUGAGAAAAAUGAUCUUGAAAUGCAAAUUACUCAAUUGAAAAAAGAAAUGGAAAAAGUUCACUCUUUGAUGAUGAAGCAUGCCGGACAAUUUCACAAAGCCGGAAUGGCCGAUACAGCCGAAGAAACUGAGGCCAACAGUCGGGAUGCCAAUUGCUCUCCUGACAUUUCGUCGGAUGGUUUAAAAAAUGUCAAUAGUGAAGAUGGUUUAGUUACUAAAACAAACGCAGGGGGUGAAAUCAAAGAUCUCGAUAUUGAAGAAUUCGUUUUGAAGGGUGCGGUUUCAAAAACUAUAACUGAUAUUGACGAAGUAACGGCCGAGGAGAAACGUUUAAUACAGCAACUUUCAAAGGAUGAUUUCGAUGAAGAUUAUCUGUUACAAAAGAUCUCUAUGCUACAAUUACGCUUAGAUGAAGCUCAAAAGACGGUCAGUGCCGAAAGAGAUGAAAAGCAUAUUUUACAUAAAAGUAUAGAAAAACUCACUCUCGAAAUCCAAGAAGUUCGAGAAAGGCAGGAGGAGUUAAGAGCUGCAAAACAGGAGGCCGUUCGCGAACUGCUGACCCUUCAAGAACAACAUCGAGCUGAAAUGCGCAUAAUAAACAACUCCUUACAAGAAGAGACAGCAUCUCGUGAAAAUCUUGAACGUCGUCUCGGGGAAUUACGUUCAGAGCUCGAGCGAUUGCAAGCUGAAAAUGCCUCCGAAUGGGGUAAACGGGAACGUUUGGAGACUGAAAAAUUAGCUUUAGAACGGGAUAAUAAAAAAUUGCGAGCUGAAAUUCGAGAUUAUCAAGAGCGGUCUGACCGUAAGGGUCGUCCUUUACAAGCAACUGAUGUAGAGGUUCGCGCUCUGCAACAGGAGUUAUCAGAACGAAAUAAAGAGUUAAGUGAACUAAAGAUAUCACAUUCCAAAUUGAAAAAGUUAUUAUCUGAAACGAAUACUGAGCUAGGACAUGCAGUUCGGCGAGCGGAACAAUAUGAAGCGGAGGUGAAGCGUUUACGUCAACGUGUUGAAGAACUGAAACGUGAAUUAUCUGCUGCUGAGGAUGAAUUGGAUUCAGCGGUUAAUCAGGCUAGACGCUUACAGCGUACGAAUGAUGAACUAGUGGGUCAAAUUGAAGCAUUGCAAGUUCAAAUACAGCAUUUACAAACAAGGCGAGCGAAUAGUCCACAAACACGUGGAGGAAAUAUGGGUGGCGGUAUAGGUGUUGGUUUGACAGGUGUCAGUGGUGGUGUACAAUUACGUAAUAAAAUUGCCGUAGAAUUAUCAAGUGAAUGUUUACCGAAUAUAAAUGAUUUGCGUCAAAUAUUCGACGAUGCACCGACACAAAAUAAUGCCGCUCUACGUAAUUCGAAUGGCAUUGAAGCCGCCUCAAAACGUUCCAGCCACACUGAGCGUACUUUGUUGCAACAACAGCAAAGUGUUAGUUUCUUUGAUGCCAAACCGUCUCAUGUUGAAGAGAAUGUCUUUGAAUCCAAGUCACGUAAUUUAGAUUUCGAAAGGGCUAAGCAAAAGUUUGAUAAUCCAUCGCAUUUGCAUCACCAACAUCAUCACCGCCAGCGCGAGCAACGCGAACGAUCAUCGGGACGAUAUGGCCAAAAUGGUAGCAAUAGUGGUACCAAUCAAUCGGUUGCGAAUAAUAGAGCUAAUCUAGUGCUUCCAUUGAAGACAACCAUUGCUUUGGCCAAUACCAGUGGAAACUUUAAUUCCAAUUCUAAUAAUUCAAACUCAAAUUCUCAAACAGCUUCAAACGUAAGUCUCACGAAAGAUGAUGUAAAUCGUCAACUGUUCGAAGAUCAUUCGCGUUCUUCGACGGUCGGUGGUGGCAGUGUCGGUGGCGGAAGUGCUGAUGGUCAACAAUAUCUUAAAAAAGAUAAUUCAAAUUCUUUAACGAGCGGUGGUAAUUAUACACGAAACAGUAUUAAUUUGGAUGGUCUCAAGGUAUCAGACGACGAGACUCCGUAAUUUUGGUUCAACUAGCUUAUUACUUGACGAGGAAACUGAAGGCAAUAGUGAUGAAGAAAUCUAAAGUCGAUGUAAAAAAAAAAA
Molecule: messenger RNA, 2584 nt
Organism: Glossina fuscipes
Lineage: Eukaryota; Metazoa; Arthropoda; Insecta; Diptera; Glossinidae
Product: coiled-coil domain-containing protein 102A
Exons: 11
Coding region: 248-2500 (750 amino acids)
Source: RefSeq, a predicted model, not a curated record